AAAUUCAAAUCUUGGAACCGUUUUGAAAAUUCUUCAACAGUGGGUUGGCAUGGUUGUUGGGAGGCAGGAGAAGAGGUACAAGAUGUAUUUUGCUAGCUCUGACGAAACGCUUUGGUAUCCUAUUUUUAAGUUGAGAAGACAUCUCAACUGGUGGAAUGGGAAGUGGGUUCGUUCCAAUAAAAGGGCAGCUGAGACUCAAUUCGAGGAUCUGAUACUCCAGAAUAGGACGAGUCAUUCAUGUCAAGGUUAAAGAACUUUCAAGAAAUAAUCUUACAUUGAAAGCCUUUUCAGCAGUCUAGUCAUUUAGUUCCCUACUUUGUGACAUGGCUUAUUUCUACUUUAUGAACUUGUUUUUAUUUCAUUUUAUGUAAAGAUGCUUGGGUUUUUCAUGGUAAUAUAUAUUUUGAUAAUUU
Messenger RNA from Rubroshorea leprosula, 413 nucleotides. Lineage: Eukaryota; Viridiplantae; Streptophyta; Magnoliopsida; Malvales; Dipterocarpaceae. The record is from the annotation of a GenBank genome assembly.